AUGUCGAUUGCCGAUUCAAACCCUAACCCUAACGACGCCGUGACGGCGACGGUGACGGCCGUUAAUAAACGUUACGAAGCUUUGGUCGCCGUCCGUACGAAGGCCGUUAAAGGGAAGGGGGCGUGGUAUUGGGCGCAUCUCGAGCCGAUUCUGAUCAGAAAUUCCGACGCCACCGCGGCGGCGGAGGGGGCGCCGCCGCCGCCGAAAGCCGUGAAGCUCAAGUGCAACCUCUGCGACGCCGCAUUCUCGGCGUCGAAUCCGUCGCGUACGGCGUCGGAGCAUCUCAGGAGCGGCGCGUGUCCGAAUUUCGCCGCCAUGUUAAAGCCGCCGAUCUCGCAGCUGCCUCCUCUGUCUUCUCCGUCUUCCCACCACCGGAAAAGAGCUUCUUCCUCCCAACCUCGAUUCCUCAAUCCGCCGCCGGCGUAUCCUCCGGCGACGGUAACAAUGGCGGAAUCAUCGUCUUCCCCGUUCUGUAAUAACCAGAACAAGAAUCCGAUGCUGCUGUCCGGCGGAAAACAGGAUUUACUUCCAUUGGCGCAAUUUGAGAACAGCGUGAAGAAACUCAAAACCCCCAAAUCUCCUCCAUGUCCAUCUCUAACCAAAGAAAGAGUCGAAGCUGCUGUCGAUCUGCUCGCCGAAUGGUUCUACGAAUCCUACGGAUCGAUGUCGUUUUCGAGCCUCGAACAUCCUAAACUCCGGGCAUUCCUUAACCUCCUCGGAUUGCCUGCUGUCUCAAAACAGGACUUUUCAUCGUCGCGCCUCGAUUCUAAGUACAACGCUGCUCGAAUCGAAUCCGAAGCUCGUCUUAAUGACGCAGCCUUCUUCCAGGUCGCUUCCGACGGCUGGCGAUGUAAUAAUUCCCCGAAUCCGCACCAAUUCUUGAUUAAAUUCGCCGCGAAUCUCCCCAACGGCACGACCGUUUUCCAAAAGGCCGUUUAUUGCGACAGCGGCGUAGUCCCUUCCAACUAUGCCGAGAAUGUCUUGUCCGAGACAAUCCAAGGCAUAUGUGGUAAUGAUCCGCAGCGCUGCGUCGGGAUCGUCGCCGAUAAGUAUAAAACUAAAGCCUUAAGAAAUCUAGAGCUUCAGAAUCAAUGGAUGAUCAAUCUAUCCUGUCAAGUACGAGGAUUCUUCGAUUUGAUUAAGGAUUUCCAUCGUGAGCUUCCGUUGUUUCGGAUCGUAAGCGAAAGCUGUAUGAAAGUCGCAAAUUUGAUCAAUUCGAACCCGCAGGUUAGGAACAUUGUCCACAAGUUAAGGUUGCAAGGAUUCGAAGUCGCCGAGUUCAUCCGUGUCCCUCCGUCGAAUUGCGACGUCGCAACGAACUUUAUCCCCUUCGGACAUAUGUUAACCGAUUUAUUGAACAGUUCACGAAUUCUGAAUCUAAUCGUAGUCGAUGAUUCGUACAAACUACUUUGCUUAGGCGAUCCUGCCACGCGGGAAGUCGCCGACAUCAUCCAGGACGUUGCGUUCUGGAACGACGUCGAGGCUGUUCGUUCGCUGACAAAAACGAUCAUUGAAAUGGCGGGAGACGUCGAAGCCGAGAGGCCGGUCGUCGCGCAAUGUCUUCCUCUUUGGGAGGACUUGAGAGGCAGAGUGAAAGCGUGGUGCGAAAAAUACAAUUUUUCGAUGACGGGACCGGUCGAGAAGAUCGUCGAGCGACGAUUCGAUAAGGUCUACCACCCGGCGUGGUCGGCCGCGUUCGUUCUCGACCCGUUGUAUUUGGUGCGGGACGCAUCGGGGAAGUACUUGCCCCCGUUUACGUUGUUGACGCGAGAACAAGAGAAAGACGUCGAUGAUCUGGUGACCCGGCUGGCGUCAAGGGAGGAAGCGCAUAUCGCUUUGAUGGAGCUGAUGACGUGGCGAUCGGAGGGUUUGGAUCCGUUGUACGCGCAGGCCGUUCAGGUGAAGCGGCGGGAUCCCGCGACGGGGAAGAUGAAGGCGGCGAAUCCUCAGAGUAGUCGUCUCGUGUGGGAGACGUGUCUUAAAGAUUUCAAAUCACUCGGAAAAGUCGCCGUGAGGCUUCUUUUCCUUAGCGCGACAUCGCGUAGCGUUAAGAACGAUUGGUCGUUUACGAGAUGGUUUUGCGCGCAAGGUCGUUCGAUGUCGAGCCUCGAAACGGCGCAGAAAUUGUUUUUCGUCGCGGCUCAUGCUAAGCUCAAGAGCCGCGACUCUUGUAACGAUCGGGAUAAUGAUGCCGGGUUUCUUGGCGCGAUGAUCGGCGGCGGCGGCGACGACGACGACGACAAUAUACUGAAUGAGGUUCUUGGUGAUGCAUCAUCUAUUUAG
Molecule: messenger RNA, 2283 nt
Organism: Andrographis paniculata
Lineage: Eukaryota; Viridiplantae; Streptophyta; Magnoliopsida; Lamiales; Acanthaceae
Exons: 1
Coding region: 1-2283 (760 amino acids)
Source: RefSeq, a predicted model, not a curated record